UGAUAUGCCCUGGAAGGAUGAUUUGGAGAUGCGCUGCGUCGUUGGAAUCCUGACGAUCCCUCAUGCUGACUUGCCUCCCUUGAUAGCGAUUCCAGAAGGAUGCGAUUUGGCGCCAGAUGCAGGAAUACAAACGUGAAAAAUCGUCCUUGGAAGCCAAGGUGAAAGAGAUGUCCAAAGCGACGGCCUAUCACAACGACCAUCUUCGGAUAAUCGAUGCGUGGUAUCAACAAAUGAUUGACGAAAUAAAAAUUCUCAUGGGAACCCCCGGAAAUACCCAAGACGUCCCAUCUUUCCAGAGUUCGCUGAUCUUCGAUGAAUCCGAGAAGUUUGAGAAACAUCUAAAAUCCCGCUCAGAGGGCAUCCGUCACAUUGUCUCCGGCUUUCUCGCCAACGCAGCAAAGGCGUCCCCCGACGUGUCCGACUUACAAAGCCAACUCGCCAAGAAAUUGUCGGAAGAGAAAUCCACCAUCGCGGAGCUCGAAAAGGCUUUGUCUGAAAAGCAGCAACUCGAGGAGAGUUUGGAAGAGGCCUCGUUACGCUACAUGGUAGCGGAAAAGAAACUGGACCGUGCGCGCAGCUUGACCGCCGCCAAGUUGGAAAAGCAGUACAUCUUCGGCGCGCAGCGACCAGGGGGCGACAGCGCAUCGGGGCAACGCGAACGAGAGGAUCAGGCCGGUUCGAAUGGCGCCACGCCUGGCGUUGAACGCAGCCCCGAGUCGGAGGAGGCGUACCAUAGACUCGCAGCCGUUUCAGAGAAGCAGAAGGAGCAUCUGCAGAAGCUAGAGGCGGAGAACACCAGUUUAUUGGGUCAGAUUACGGAUUUGAAUAUCAAGCACUCGAAAUUGACGGAUGACGAUUAUGCGCACACGGACUUGUUCAAGUACUUGAAAUCUCAGUAUGAGGAUGUCGUGAAACGGAUCAACCAUCUAGAGGCGACCAACGUGCAGCUUCGGGAAGAGUCGGCCAAAUUACGAUCGGAACGAACCGCAUACCGCAACCGGGUGGACGAAGAGACGCAAGCUGCUAUUGCUGAAAAGGAAGCGCAGUUGAUGCGCGCGGAGAAUGAUCUAGCACGCAUACGAAACGCCCGCGACGAAUUAUUGGCCGACCAGCAAAUGCGAAAAGCCGCUCAGGAACAAGAAAGGACGGCCACCACCAAGGUCCAGGAUUUGGCGGAGGCCGGGAAAGCCCAGAUUGCUUCGAUGGAAUCUGAGGUGGAACGACUACGGUUGCAACUCGACAGCGCCAAGGCCGCGCAACCGGCGCUUGACGACACGCCAGUUGAAGAGUUACGGACCAAAUACCAGACCCUGGAACGCCAAUACUCCAUGCUCAAUACGGAAUUAUCGUCGAUGCAAACCGCCUGCAAAAAAUACUCUUCGUUAGCAUCGCAGAAGGUGACGGACUUCGGCGCAUUGGAGGAGAAGGUCGCGCGGCUCGUGGCCGAAAAAUCAAAGGCCGACCAGAAGUAUUUUGCAGCGAUGAAAAGCAAGGAGGCGCGGGAGAUGGAGGUGCGCACCCUGCGGAUGCAGAAUUCCAAGAGCUCGGACAUCAUCGCCCAGUUGAAGGAGGCCGAGGGGGCCACUCGUUCUCUGCUGGCCAACAUGGAGAAGCAAGUGAGCGAGACGAAGGAGGCACUCAACUCGAUGAUGAGUAAACACUACGCCGCGCAACAACAGAUCACCGAGAACGGCAUCGUCAUGGACGGAUUACGGGGUCAGAUCACAGAACUGAAGACCGUCGCCAAGUCGAAAGAUUCCACUCUCGCGAGCACAUCGAGUGCGUGUCGUCAAGCGGAGACGGAGGUCGAAGCCUUGAAGGCAACGCUCGCCGAUACCAAGAAGAGCUUGGAGAAUUGGAAGAACAAAAGUCUUGGCAAUUCGUCCUCCGAGUACGAAAUGUUGAGGACUCUUGCCCUUUGUACAGUUUGUCGCCGGAAUUUCAAGAACACUGCAAUCAAGACCUGCGGUCACGUCUUCUGCAAGGACUGUGUGGGCGAACGUCUCAAGUCCCGAUCCCGCAAGUGUCCCAACUGCAACCGGUCCUUUGGGAAUAACGACUACAUGCACGUUACUCUGUGAUCGAGGAUGCACCCUUUCUCGAUCUCAUCUCACCUACCCUUCUUGUACUAUAGCCUUUUUUCUUCUUUCUUUCGCCCUUUGUUCCUUUCUACCCUCCUAUUGCCUCUUACUCCAUUUUAUUCUCGUCCCUUGACUUAC
This is a messenger RNA of Aspergillus candidus, 2219 nucleotides long. RefSeq names its product E3 ubiquitin-protein ligase BRE1. The record is from RefSeq and is a predicted model, not a curated record. Gene Ontology annotation, cellular component: HULC complex; nucleus. Lineage: Eukaryota; Fungi; Ascomycota; Eurotiomycetes; Eurotiales; Aspergillaceae. The transcript is spliced from 6 exons. The coding region runs from base 117 to 2081 and encodes 654 amino acids. Gene Ontology annotation, molecular function: ubiquitin protein ligase activity.